CCGGCCGACGAGAUCGCCGCCGCGGCCGAUGGCCGCCUCCUCCGCCCCGCCUCCCCUUCUUCCCCGCCUCCUGGCGCUCGCCCUGACGCUCGCCGUCGUCGUAUCCGCCGCCGCCGCCGCCAGGAUCCGGGCCUCCGUCACCCCGAUCUCCCGCAGCCUCUACCACUCCAGUGAUUCCCUUCUGAGUGAUAUCAAGGCUUUGGUUGCCCGGCAUCCAGACAAGUUGAGUAUGGAUACCAAGAUAGCAAGCAACAAAGGUUAUUCCACAGAGCUUUUUAUUGUUACUUUUAAUCAUGUCAAGGAGAGCACAGCCAAUUCUUCGAAGAUCCAUGUCCUCCUGAGCUUUGGGCAGCAUGGCAGAGAGCUUAUUACUUCUGAAGUUGCGUUACACCUGCUUUAUAUUUUGACGGAGAAGCAUAAAAUUGCGGGUGUGGAUCUGUCAUCCUUUGAGAAAAUACUGGAGAAUCUUGUUAUCAAAGUGGUGCCCAUGGAAAACUUAAAUGGUCGAAAGCGUGUUGAAGAAGGGGAGCUUUGUGAUAGGAGAAAUGGAAGAGGAGUUGAUCUUAAUAGAAAUUGGAGUGUUGAUUGGGGAAAGAAGGAAAAGGAUUAUGAUCCAUACGAGGAGAAUCCUGGUACUGCCCCUUUUAGCGAACCUGAGGCUCAGAUCAUGCGAGAGCUAUCCAAGUCAUUUAAACCACAUAUGUGGGUGAAUGUGCAUUCGGGGAUGGAGGCCUUGUUUAUGCCAUAUGACCAUAAGAAUACUACACCAAACGGGGCAUCUGCCCAUUUAAUGAGAUCAGUUUUGGAGAAUUUGAAUCAUCGCCAUUUUCAAGAUAGCUGCCUUGUUGGAUCAGGUGGUGGAGCUGUGGGGUAUCUUGCACAUGGGACCACGACUGAUUACAUGUAUGACAUUGUAAAGGUGCCUAUGCCAUUUACCUUCGAGAUUUAUGGAGAUGAGACAGCAACUACCAGUGAUUGCUUCAAGAUGUUCAAUCCUGUAGACAAGACAACAUUCGAUCGAGUCAUUAACAAGUGGUGCAUGGCAUUCCUCAUACUAUUUGAGGAAGGUUUGCGAAACCUGCGUGAUGCUCAAGUAGUAUCCGAAGGUGGGAUGGAUAAUUUUGUCCCAAUGGGAGGAGACAUUGUUGAGAGAAGUUCAGCAGGAAAGAGCAGUCCAGAUAAGAGGAAACUUGAAGGCCUUGACCUUGGAAUGCAGGAACUAAGAACCUACUUUAGACUAUUCAUGCUAUCAACAGUCCUGUUGAUGUUCAUGUUCUGUUCGAGGAUAUCAAAGAACAGGAACAGAGACGCAGGUAACAUUUUUGACACCUGAAACCCCAUAAAAGAAUAGACUGAAGCUCACUGUCGAGUUGAGUUGAGUUCCGGAUUCGGUUUGUGGCAAGAGUGAUCACCAUUUGUUGCCUCAGAUGAACAAAGUGCAUGAACCAUUCAAAACUUUGGAGGAACUUGUGCGGUUUACAGCCUGAAGAUACACUGAUUUGGGAGGCGACAUGGCAGGUAGAGUUCAGAAUGGCAUUGUGCAGUCUCUGUUUAGAUACUAGAUGCAUGUCAAAUGAUUUGUUUUUACAUUCAACAAAUCAUACAAGCUGUAAGUUGUAAAGCUGUCCAUAUCAGUUCGUUGUGAUGAGUAGGUAUUGAAGGUUAGUGCCCAAAGAACAUUUUUUUAACGUUGAAUAUUUGUCACAAUUAAUUGUACUAUUUUGCCAUGAGCUGCUUCUGUCGGACUGGUGGCGUUUGUAUGCACAGUGAGUUGGCAGAGUGCCUGACCUGAGCACCUUUUUCCCCCGAACAAA
This is a messenger RNA of Oryza brachyantha (malo sina), 1814 nucleotides long. Its product is annotated as carboxypeptidase A1. Bases 29 to 1333 code for a protein of 434 amino acids. Lineage: Eukaryota; Viridiplantae; Streptophyta; Magnoliopsida; Poales; Poaceae. Gene Ontology annotation, biological process: proteolysis. The transcript is spliced from 11 exons. The record is from RefSeq and is a predicted model, not a curated record. Gene Ontology annotation, molecular function: metallocarboxypeptidase activity; zinc ion binding.